UAAAUUACUUACUCCCACAAACAGCCUGAAAUGGAAACCCCGCCUAACUGUUGUCUUGAGGCUUCAAGAACGCUACACUUGUCCUUCAACCAACCAACUAUAUUCUGACCUGCAGCCAAAAUAACUUAGUAUGCUCAAACGGCAACGUCCUUCAACGCCUCCGCCAUCGCUGGACGAGAUUCCAUCGUUUCCCGAUCGACCUAUCAGACCCAUACCACACCGUGAAAUUCCUCCAGACAUAUUUUCACAUGAAUCGCGUGCUAAAAGACGCAGAAUACUCCCUCCAGUACUAGACGGUGCACAGAGAGGCUGGGGUAAACCACCUUUGUCAGUGCCUCACGCAGAUGAUAGCGAUGGCGAAGAAGAUUGGAUAGAUGGGGAAGAUGACGCGGAACCUGGUCACUUCGCGGAAUCACCGGACUAUACAGACUACAAGCAGGCCAAUACUAUGCUACACGAGAUGCAUGCUCUCCACCAGCACAGGCUUAUGUUUAUCCAACCGAACUCGCAACCACCGUCACAUCUAUAUUUGCCUCCGCACGCAGGCUUCUCAGCCCCUCCACCGCCUAUGGCCACCUAUCCACAUAAUCUUUGGCAAUCUACUCAUGGACUUCGCCAUCCUCCUUCUAUUUCCUCCAACGGCAAAGUAUUUAUACCAACGCUGCCGGAAUGCCCUUUGCCUGAGUUCUAUUCCCAUCUUCCACAUGCGGCCCAAGCUCAUACUGAAUCGGCUGCGCACACCCCAUUGGAUUUCACGAAGUCAGGUCUGUGAGAGAACGCUACGAGGAUACCAAUAAAUUACUGGGAUCAGUAUUCCUCUCGCGGAGACGGGAACUUCAAGAAGGCCCUAAUUACAGUACUCCUGUCACGGAGCGAGGCCACAGUAACCAACACCGGAACUUACUAUAAGAUC
Messenger RNA from Suillus fuscotomentosus, 913 nucleotides. RefSeq lists its product as uncharacterized. Lineage: Eukaryota; Fungi; Basidiomycota; Agaricomycetes; Boletales; Suillaceae. Bases 131 to 772 code for a protein of 213 amino acids. The transcript has 2 exons. The record is from RefSeq and is a predicted model, not a curated record.